Guyanagaster necrorhizus is the source of this 2220-nucleotide messenger RNA. RefSeq lists its product as uncharacterized. Lineage: Eukaryota; Fungi; Basidiomycota; Agaricomycetes; Agaricales; Physalacriaceae. The transcript is spliced from 3 exons. The record is from RefSeq and is a predicted model, not a curated record. Bases 1 to 2220 code for a protein of 739 amino acids.
AUGACUCCCAUCGUUCUUCGUGACCCGGAAGUAACGAAAAAGCUCCUUGAGGCUAUCCUCGAUACACCAGGCGGGAGACGCUCUCUGUCAAGAUUGGCGAGAACAUGUAGGGCCAUGUGCGAGCCGGCGUUGAGCAUACUAUGGAGAGAACUAGACUCGUUGAUACCGGUUCUUGGACUCUUCCCGCCGUCUCUUCUGAAGAAGACCAGAAAGCCAGGAUUAGGUUUGACCAGGAACCCGGUGGAAGAAGACUGGUCAAAUAUUCUAAAGUACGGCGAGCGAGUCCGUCGCAUUGCAUACAACGAGGAGAUAAACAACGUCGCUUCUUCCAUUUUUCCUAUUUUCGAACAAUAUCGCCCGCGAACGUUCAUCUUCCCCAACCUUCGGCAGCUCGCAUGGAAGGUGGAGAGUCCAGCUGGCCUGGAACGUUGUUCUCUCUUCCUCAACCCGGAGCUCGAGAGCCUCUCUCUCGAGAUUGGGACACCAUUCUCCGAGUUGAGCCACUUCCUAGCUGACAUGUCAAGUCGCAUCAAGUUGAAGGAAUUUUCGUUCGUCUCUCCAACGCCUCUACCCGACGCAUUCACAGAGCUCUUGCUACUGCAAAAGGGUCUCUGUAAAGUAGUUCUUGUCGCUCCCGGUGCGCUGUCACCAGGAGUUGGGCGAUGGCUUGCUUCCCUGGAGGAGCUUAAAGUACUGCAAUUAGAUCUUUCUGGAAGGGGUGUCGUUGCAGUGGAAGGGUUUUUUGACGAGCUAUCGCCACGUUCGGGGUAUUCGACACCAAGCUCUGUCAUGACCACAGACAGCGGUGUGUUUUCGGGAGAGGAACUUGACUUUUCGGACCACAGAAAAUCUGCGCUCCGGUUGACCGGGGAUUUACGAUCCAAGGGAUCUUUUGUGACGGUCCGGCAGCUGCAACUGACUGGAGAGGCCUCAAAUAUCGCAGUGUUUUUGAGGCACUUGCAUAGCGCCCUCAUGCAGCUCGAUCUUGUCAUCGAGGAUCCUCCAGAUAUUGCCGACUGGCAGGACUUGUCGGCGCUCAUUUCAGAGCGAUUCGGUACAACCUUGCAGUCAUUGCGCAUUUCAGGCAGCAGAUCGUCGCGGUAUAGCGAGCUCGUACGGUCGACUGCAAGGGCAGAGCCUCCCAAACGCCUACCCCUCGGCCACUUCACUUCACUCCCAAACCUCCGUCGUCUGGAUAUUGAUCUUCCAGAGUCGAUUCUAUUCACCAAAUACGACAUCCGGCAUUUGUCAACGAUCUGUCCGAUGGUAGAAGAACUCAAACUGUGCCCAUUGGCCCGCUUCCCGAUUGCUACUCCACCCAAUAUCAUGUUGGGAGAUUUGGCACCUUUGAUGGCCAACUGUUCAAGACUCCAUACACUUUCAGCCGUUGUCAAUGCCAAAAAAGGAACGGACGAAGUUUUGUCUUCACGUGAAACAUCUUCUGCUUCGCUUCUGCGUCUUCAUGUAGGCCAUUCGUGGGUGGGGGACACCCUUCAUGUCACCAUUCUCCUUAGCCACCUUGCUCCACACCUGGAGACGCUGAAGUGGUUCCACGAGAAAAAUCGGCCUGGAUACGUCGAGGCAAAUGCACGAGGCUGGGAAAGAGUUGCGGAUGCCCUCCCUCAUCUUCAGAAUGUUCGUUUAUCGGAGCGACUCUUCGCUACCCGAGCCAUCGACGAAGUCGAAAGUCAAGUACCUCAACUCGAGUUUUCCGAAAAAGGUAUUGACGCCGCUGUUGCAACGACGGAGCGCGAGAUACAGGUCCGGCCAGCUGUUACAGAGACUGCUGUCCAGUUUUCUCCCAUUUUGAUCAACCGCAUGGUAGACGCUGAGCCACUCAACUCUGCAAUCCAGGUGUUGCCGACGACAGUAGAUCAAUCGGUGGAAGCCGUCGUGUCCACCUUAGAGAGUGCAGUGGAUGCAACCGUGCCAACUUUCUCCAAAUCGGUUGAAGCGCUCGUCGAGGAAUCCGCACUUAUUGACAAAACACCGUCCAUUCAUUCCAGUUCCAUACGUUCCAGUUUGGCGAAUAUCCAUCUCUCUGACAUUGUUUCCAUGGCAUGGAAACUGGUAGUAUUCUUUCCUUUAACGGUCCCGUCCAGGAUCAUCCGUAUGGCACUUGAGAAAGCUCGUCUGAGGAGGGAGGCACGGAAAAAAGAGGAGACCGUUGCGUCGCUGUCAACUGAUAUUCCAUUGAACACGAUUCAAGUCCGUUCAUGA